AUGCUAUCAAGGUUGUCAGGUCUUUACACUCAGUCGAGCCACUUUCGUGCUCUUAUUCUUCCAACCAUCCGACAGUUUUCGAAAACAUCAGCGAAUGCUGCACGAGGAAUCGGAGGUCGUUAUGCGCAACAGGCAAUGAUUUCGUUUAAUAUGUUCAUUUCAUAUUGUUUGGGUUUUGCCGUUCGUGAAAAAGUUGGGCCAACAUUGCGUGAAAAAUUACUCGGACCGACCACUGGCAAACCAUUCAUCUAUGGUACUUACGCAGUUGCUGGUGCAUCUGCGCUGGGAAUAGGAAUGUUGUGUUAUUAUGGGUUGGGUUUAUCGAAGGAAGCAAGUAUCAUGAGCCAAUCUGCUCUUUGGCCUCAACAUGUUCGUGAUCGACUAAAAUCUACGUACGGUUACUUGGCUGCAUCUUUAGCUGUAACGGCAGCCUCAGGGGUCGCGGCGUCCCGAUCGUAUACGAUUAUGCGUUUGAUGUCAAGUGGAAGUCUUGUGACAACAUUCGCAACGUUGGCCGUAAUCGUUGGAUCGGGAAUGAUAACACAGGCAAUCAGUUACGAUAACACAGUGUUGAAGCAUGCAGCAUGGUUGACACACGCGGGACUGUUUGGUGCUAUGCUUGCACCGUUGUGUUUCCUUGGAGGACCGGUGCUUAUUCGAGCAGCCUGGUAUACGGCUGGAAUUGUUGCAGGUUUAUCAUUCACGGCCAUCUCAGCACCAUCUGAGAAAUUCCUCAUGAUGACUGGCCCGUUAGCAAUGGGCCUAGGUGUGGUAUUCGUCGCGAAUAUUGGUACAUUCUUUUUGCCACCCGGGAGUGCUCUUGGAGCUGGACUGGCAUCAAUAGUGGUCUAUGGUGGCUUGAUACUGUUUUCAAUGUUCUUGUUGCACGAUACUCAACGAGUGGUGAAGUUGGCUGAAAGUUAUCCGGUUCAUAAUCGACCUUCUUCGCCGGCAUCGUAUUCAUACGGCAAUUAUGGGUAUGGUGUACAAGAUAUGGAUAUGCAACCGUAUUUGAAACGUUACGAUCCUAUCAAUGCUCAGAUGUCCAUUUAUUUGGAUGUGUUGAAUAUUUUCAUUCGAUUGGCAAUGAUAAUGGGAGGAAUGGGUGGCAAUCGAAGACGAAGGUGAAUGCCGAUUCCUUUAAGAAUCGCCUCGUCGCAAGACGGAAGAAUCAACGCUCUUUGAAUCGAACUGUUUCUUGCGCUCAUGAUAUUCUAUCAAUCUUGUGGUUUACAUCACUUUUUCGUUUUUCAUUCAUUCACUCUGAUGUGGUAGUUUGUGUGUAUAUUUAGUUAUAAUAAUGUUUUGGAAGCUGUCGUUAUUCGUGCGAUUAUCGUCUGCUUACAUUGUCAUCGUCAUUCUUACUUUCGUUUGAUUUCUAUUGGACAUUAUCGUUCAUUUGAUCGAAAUGGGCAGAAAUAUGCCAAUCAGAAAAAUGACGGUGCAGAUUUCUUCGCAAUAAUUUUGAAGUCUUCACUGAUCCUUUGAUCUUGAAAAGGCGCCGAUAUUGUUAAUUUGCUCCUCUUUGAAGUGAUCAUAUGUAAGUCAUAUAAUCGUUUGGUCUCUCGCAACAGAUCUUGUCUGAAUCAGUGAAUGAUUUGUGAU
Messenger RNA from Anisakis simplex (herring worm), 1605 nucleotides. The record is from the annotation of a GenBank genome assembly. NCBI's taxonomy places the organism in Eukaryota, Metazoa, Nematoda, Chromadorea, Rhabditida, Anisakidae.